AUGUUGAAUUAUUUAGAGAGUUGGAAUAUGCCGUUUCGAACGAUUCAAUACGACCACGAUUUAAUGAAUAUUUGCCGAUCAAUGAGGCCAGAUGACACGAUCCUCGUUGAUUCCAUUCUCAAAGGAGCGGAUCUUUGUCGACGGCGGGAGAAUCAAGGAAGCCGACGUCCAGAAGCGCGAAGCUUCGAUCCCUUCCACUCUGGUUUCAAUCCCGAAGCUGAUCCGAUCAUUCCCACCAGCGAAGAAUACCCUCUCCGAGGCGAAAUCAGCCCAACUUUGCCCCGACGAUCGAUUGUAGAAUCCUCGGAUUCUUCCUCCGACGAUGAAAAAUUCCGCCACAAACCCUGGAUCACCGAAAACAUUCUCGAAAUGAUUGUUGUCCGGGAUCGACUUUACCAGAAAAUGAAAACGAACCCCUGCGCAGAGACUUCGCAGACAUACAAAAAGGUGCCUGUAAAAGGUGCUCCGGACGGUGUCAAGUUUUUAUCGACCGUCUUGAACAAGCAGCUAGGAUUGAAAUCGACUCAUCUGCUGGACAAGGAUGUUCUUUUUGAUAGUGGCAAGAUGGAGAAGCUGUUCCUCGACCAUGUGUUGCUCCUCUGGAGCGUGAAGGAACGCGAGAGCUGGAGGGAGAAAGUUGAGGAGUAUUUACGCGAUCGAUUGAAAAAUAUACCAGUGCUCAAGUACACGGAUAAGCUCGGAAAACAGGCUGAUGGAAACUGGGUCUUCUCGAACAAGGCUCAAUUUUAUUCCAAUGGAGCUCAAAUACCAGAAGACAUGACUCAAUUCUACCAUCCAUCGAGCCUCGACGAAUCCUUCCCAAGAGAGUCUUCUCAAGAAGAUCAUCUCCGAAACUUUCUUCUUUCGGUUCGAAAUGCCCACAAUGGCUCGAUUGCUCCAGCACUUCUCUUCUCUGCUUUCGUGUUGAAAUUCCACGAGCCCGUUUUUGAAGUCUUGCGGUUAUCCAGCGGUGCUGCGAAAGCCCCAAAAUUUUUGUCGUCGAAGAAGGCUGGACUUCUAUGUAAAAGCUUUUCGAACAUCACGAGCAUAAAGGAUGGAGUCAAUGUUGUUGAGAACGAAGAGCACAUUGUCGAUUUCUUGAAUUCAAGCGAUGGAGAUGUUUUCGAAAACGUUUUGGUCGAGAUUCCUUUUAGCGAAAACAUGACAAGUUCCGCGAAUUCAAAAGAAUUCGUCAAGAACUGGGUAAAAUCACCAAGCUCCAAGUACAACUGCCUUUCACAACUCAUCAAGCUUGAGAAGGCUCUCUCGGCUGACUCGUUUGACGAACGCUUCCGAGGAUGGCUAGAGCUUAUAAACAAAAAAGACAAAGAAAUUAAGAUCAAUCUAGCGAUUCUGUUUGCGACUGUGGAGCUUCUCGGUGACAUUCACGGAGAUUGGGACAAAGCAAAAGUCCAGGAACUCGCAUCAAAAAUUUUGGGCGACGACUUCAAAUCACCGUUGAAAAGACCUGCUCACAACGGAUUUCUUUCAACAGUUGCAAAUAAGCUUCCGCGAAUAGAGUCUGUUCCGACUGUUCAGUCGCACCUUGGAGCAGUAGCACUGGCAAAUUAUCAGCCACAAGUAUCGUCUUCCUUUCCUUCUUCAUCCCUUGCAUCAUCGCUUCUGAAAACGACGAGUUCGUCAGUUUCUUUCACCGGAGAGCAUGAAAACCUUCCGCCCAUUGAUGGAUUAGCUUUGAUGCAGAAUCCACUGACAACCGAAAACAUGCAUAAAAUCGUCAACGCAAUAAUCGCUUUCUUCCUCGGACAAAUUCCGCCGAAUCGAGACCCAAAAGACUUCAUUCGCAGCUCUUACAGAACAAGAGACAGUACUGAGGUCUACCUCGCUCUUCGACUUCCGAUUCUUCGGCGGCUGCUGGAUGCGGAGACAAGGAAGGUAUUCCGCGAUAUUUUGGACAGCUGUGGAGGACAAAGACAACAAACAAGAUUUGGCUCUGAUUCGACCUCGGCGCAGCUUAUUCCGCGAGAUUUGGUUUCCAAGACGAAUUUGGACAGGAUCGAAGUGAUGAUAAGAAAUAGAGCUGAACAACGAAAAAUGCUUCAAACGACCCGUCCUCUCGGAAUGCCCUCGAUGGUCCAUUCUGGACUCAGUUUGCUACCCGAAAACCUGCAAAUGCUAAACGACUGCCCACCGCAAAAACAGCUCAAGCUCGGAGAUAUCCUGACAGAGGAGAACUCGUUAUCGUUUGAUGCCGAAGAGUGUUCUGUAAAAAUUGAAGGUGUUGAGUAG
Messenger RNA from Oikopleura dioica, 2250 nucleotides. NCBI's taxonomy places the organism in Eukaryota, Metazoa, Chordata, Appendicularia, Copelata, Oikopleuridae. The record is from the annotation of a GenBank genome assembly.